CGUUCUCCACCGUGCUCGGCUGACAUGGAUCUGCUAAGAGCCCAGCAGCUGGCUGCGGAGCUGGAGGUGGAGAUGAUGGCCGAUGUGUACAACAGGAUGACCAGCGCCUGCCACCGGAAGUGUGUGCCUCCCAACUACAAGGAAGCAGAGCUGUCCAAAGGCGAUUCUGUGUGCCUGGACCGAUGUGUAUCCAAGUACCUGGACAUCCAUGAGAGGAUGGACAAAAAGUUGACAGAGUUGUCAAUGCAGGAUGAAGAGCUGAUGAAGAGGGUCCAGCAGAGCUCUGGUCCGGCGUGA
Messenger RNA from Alexandromys fortis (reed vole), 297 nucleotides. RefSeq names its product mitochondrial import inner membrane translocase subunit Tim10-like. The record is from RefSeq and is a predicted model, not a curated record. The transcript has a single exon. Gene Ontology annotation, cellular component: mitochondrial inner membrane. Gene Ontology annotation, biological process: protein insertion into mitochondrial inner membrane. NCBI's taxonomy places the organism in Eukaryota, Metazoa, Chordata, Mammalia, Rodentia, Cricetidae. The coding region runs from base 25 to 297 and encodes 90 amino acids.